Molecule: messenger RNA, 1113 nt
Organism: Astyanax mexicanus (Mexican tetra)
Lineage: Eukaryota; Metazoa; Chordata; Actinopteri; Characiformes; Acestrorhamphidae
Exons: 4
Coding region: 1-1113 (370 amino acids)
Source: RefSeq, a predicted model, not a curated record
AUGUAUCUUCCACUAAACACUGGUGCUCUCUUACAGGAAACAUCAAAGUUCCAGAAAAACAAGACCACCACAGAUGAUGCAAAGUGGGUGAAGAAGCACAAGCAUGUUGACACUGGUGGCAAAACAAAAGCAACUGAAGAGAAUGGCCGGAAAAGAUUUAAGUCAUCAUCAUCGUUUUCAGAUGACUGCGAUGAGCUCAAGGUCCAGAAUUCUGAGGACAGCAUUAAUGGAUCUGAAGCUGCAGAUUUGUUUGACAAGGAUAGAAAAGAGGAGAAUAAAGGCAAUCUGCUUAUGUGCCUGUCACUCAAUGCUGAAGAAAUGGUGAAGACAGAAUUUUGGCCUCCUAAUUGGAAAGACACUUUCACACUUUCACACAAAUCUGAUGGAUCCUCAAAUGCUCAAGAAGACAGCAAUACAACACACACGAUCACCAUGCAAGAUGGAACUGAAGUGUACACAUCAUGGCAGAAAGAUAAAGCCAUACCAGAAAUCAAGCGCAUUGCUGAUCUUGGACAAGAGAUCCAAAAAGAUGAUGGACAGAUUACGGAAACUAUAACUCCGCGGUCUGGACCCAGUAUAAAAGUCUAUCAAAACAGUGGUUUUCAUCACUACGUCCAAUACAUCAUGUUUCUCAUAAUAACGUGGCCACAGAAGGAGGAUGUUCAUAUAAGUAUAGGGAAAUAUGUACUCAGACUGCAGAAAAAAGACUUCUAUGUGGUUCCACUGUAUGAAUACUCUGAUGGGCAUCAUCAGAUCAUACAAUUCGAUGAAAGGAAACUGUCUUAUGCAAAAUUAAGGCCAACAACAGAUUUCAGCAAAAAAUACAGUGAAACACUGUUCAAUUACAUCAUGGGUAACCAAAAGAAAGUGUCCUCUUUUGUGAGAAGUCCAGAGGAUGCUAUAGCUGUUGCAGCAGUCCUGUUCUCAGAGGUCAUCAGAAACCCUGAGAUGUUUUUCCAUAACUUUGUGCUGAUGCACUUACUAAAAUCAUGGGAUGACUUUCAUUAUAAACAUCCUAUGCUCACAGGAGGCUCCUGGAAAGACAAAGCCAGUAGAGAAAACCCUCCUAAAAAAGUCACACAGAAAACACAAAAAACCUUGAAGAGUUCAUGA